CUCUAAAUAAAUGCGCCACUAACCUACACUCUUGCCCACUGUUCGCACAUUACCAUCUGCUACAGCUCCAUAACUACAGAAACCAUCAGAAACAAACUGUUACUGGUAAAGAUUCAACUAUUAGGGUAUAUCUGACUGUGCAAUAUUUGUCAUGGCCUGACACUUGCAUCGUAGUUUAGUCAGUGUGGCUCAGUUCUUUCGUUCUGUGAAAACUGACUGCAAGUGCUCGACUCGCUUAAAAAUUAACCAGCUUUAAACAGCACGGCUCUCAGUCCCAACGUCGAACAGAGGACAUUUGCUUAGAAUGAACAGCUUAUCAGCUCAAGGGUGAGAUACGAAAGUUGGUUGUAGAUGCCGAGACCAGGUUAGUUUAGAGGAAGUAGUAGCAGUUUUCUUCUCUUUUUUUUUUUUGCAAACAUCCGCGUCUACCAGCUACGUAUGUAACAAAUCAAAUGAGCAACAAGACUGCUGGAAACUUCUCAGCAAGACCAAAUUUACGUGACAAUGACAAAAAUGACUGACAGGAUGCUACUUGAGCUAGCCAGUUCUCAAUCAGAGCUAGAUAAUAUUUCCUGCUCUGAACACAAGUUCUCAAAUGCACUAAUACGUGGUUAAACAAUCCCCUAACCUUGAUCUAUAUAGCUAUAUAUGAAACUAUAUACACUUCCAGCUAUGACGGUAAUCAGCCUAACCUAAUCUAAACAACAUUUAAACAUGAAAUGGGAACCGCUGCUCGCAGGUUAGCACUUGACAUAAGUGCUUUGCAUAAAUGUGUUUGAAGACUACUCUAAAAAUGAACCUAAAUAAACUUUCAAUAAACCUAAAAGUAUUUUCACCAGUCGGGACACCAUCAAUCCUCGCAAAACCAAGGCACUUUAUAACAGUGAUAUGCACUACCUCAUGUGAUUCCUAACAUCAUCAGGGACUACCAGGAGUGGAUGGCUUGCCCGGACUGCCUGGACCAGUGGGACCUAUCGGCCCUAAAGGUGACACUGGAACACCAGGAAUCCCCGGCAUUCCAGGUCUGAAAGGCCAGAAAGGAGAUGGUGGAAUACCUGGAGAAUCAGGACUCCCUGGUGUCCCUGGGACCAUGGGACCAAGAGGGCCACAAGGGCCACCAGGCAGUACAGCAGUGGUUGAGGGACCUCUUGGGCCUCCAGGAGAUCCUGGGCCACCAGGACCAACAGGUGAGCAAGGGUUGCAAGGACAGCCAGGACCCUUGGGACCACCAGGAAGCAAGGGUGAACCAGGUGAAAGGGGCAACACAGGAACAACUGGUCCUCGUGGCUUUCCGGGCGAACAGGGACCCAAAGGUUCACCAGGAAGCACAGGCCCCCGUGGUCCACCUGGACCACCUGGACGUGAUGGUAUCCCAGGAGUCACGGGAUCAGGGCCAUCGUCUCCAGGUUUGCCUGGACGCCCAGGUGUGCCUGGGGAACCUGGGACCCCGGGACCACAGGCAAGUUUGAAGGAAUGUUCCUUUAGUGCAAAAAUGCCUUAAAAAUCAUAAUUAAUAUUUGUAACACAUAGAGAGUGAAAGUUUAUAUUACACACACCUGUUUUGUGUGCAACAUGACACCUUAAUUUUAACUAUAAUAAGGCUCUAUCUGCUCACUAUUACUUAAGGAAUAUCAAAUAUGGUUGCUGCUAUAAUUGAUUAAUUCGUCCCUUGCACCAAGCAAAUAACUUCUUCAGUGAGUCAGAAACACUCAAGCGCAAACAUUGGUCUAAGUGAAAAGUGUACGACAAGGAUGCGUUUAUAUAUUGUCAUGGCUCAACAGGUAGAAAUAAUGUAUCGCUAAACAAAAACAAAUUCAGGACUUAAGACAAAAGCAGAGUUUGCAUGGUUGCUAGCUUUUAAGUGAUAGUGUACAGUCACCUAUUGAAUACCAAACUCAAUUCUCAACUUUCAUUAAACUAUUAGCUGAUGGUUAAAACCCAUAUUUCCAAGUCUGUCUAGUGCCUUGUAUUAGUGAUGCUGUUGUACUAAUUUCACUAUGCUGAUCUGAAUCACCGUUUGUUCAAGAGAAAGAAAGGCUCUUUAAUGAGAACUGGAUUGGUUACUCCGAGUGAAUGUGUUGACAAAUAAAAUGAUACACGUACAUACGACAGACACAUAGCACGAAACACACAACCAAUAGUAUAGCCAUUGAACUAGUAAUGAAAUUGAUUGCUGCCGACAAAGAGGUAUCACUGUAACGCCACAAAAAAAACUCUGAUUUAUCUCAGGCAUCUCUAAA
Molecule: messenger RNA, 2240 nt
Organism: Dermacentor andersoni
Lineage: Eukaryota; Metazoa; Arthropoda; Arachnida; Ixodida; Ixodidae
Source: RefSeq, a predicted model, not a curated record